AUAUCCCACGCUGGUUAGUCGGGGCUGCUGAAGUGAGGCGGGAUUGUCUGAAGCGCAGCCCGGCGGGCACAGGGUGACCCGGAGCGGGUGUGUGCCCAAAUUGUACCCGCUACCGGGAGGAUGCUGAGCCGCUUGAUGAGCGGAAGCAGCCGCAGUUUGGAGCAGCAGUGUGUGUGCACCGUCAGGCUGCUGGACGACUCGGAGUAUACGUGCAACGUGCAGAAAGAUGCUAAAGGUCAGCAACUGUUUGAUUUCCUGUGCCACCAUCUGAAUUUGCUGGAGAAAGACUACUUCGGAAUUCGCUACGUGGACCCGGAGAAGCAGCGACACUGGCUGGAAUUUACAAAAGGAAUUGCUAAGCAAAUGAGAGCUCGGCCCCCAUAUGUAAUGUGCUUCAGGGUAAAGUUUUAUCCCCCGGAUCCAGCAGCUCUGAAAGAAGAAAUCACUCGGUACUUGGUUUUCCUACAAGUAAAGAGGGAUCUGUACCAUGGGCGGUUACUGUGUAAAACCUCUGAUGCUGCCUUGCUUGCUGCCUAUAUACUGCAGGCUGAAAUUGGGGAUUAUGACCCUGGGAAACACCCAGAAGGGUACAGCUCCAAGUUCCAAUUCCUCCCUAAACACUCAGAGAAGCUGGAGCGCCGGAUCGCCGAGAUUCACCGGAAUGAACUGAGUGGCCUGAACCCUGCAGCAUCUGAGCUGUGUUUUCUGAGGAAAGCUCAGACCCUGGAGACAUACGGAGUUGAUCCCCACCCAUGUAAGGAUGCCUCUGGGAAUUCUGCAUUUCUUGCCUUUACCCCUUUUGGAUUUAUCGUGUUGCAGGGGAAUAAGAGAGUCCAUUUUAUAAAAUGGGGUGAUGCCACAAAAAUGAAAUUUGAAGGGAAAACAUUUAAUUUGUAUGUGAGAGAGAAGGAGGAGAAGCGCCUGGUGCUCACAUAUGUGGCUCCAAAUCCAGAGGCAUGCAAACACCUGUGGAAAUGUGGGGUGGAAAAUCAGUCAUUCUACAAAUUAGAAAACUCCAACCAAGUUCGCACAGUUUCCAGCAGUAACUUAUUCUUUAAAGGCAGCCGUUUUCGAUACAGUGGUAGAGUCGCUAAGGAAGUUAUGGAAUCAAGUGCCAUGAUCAAGAGAGACCCACCUGAAAUCCACAGGGCGGGGAUGGUGCCAAGCCGCAGUUGUCCUUCAAUCAGUCACGGGCUAAGAUUGAGCAGUGUGCCCCGCACACGAAGAAGGGCUGUACAUAUAUCCAUCAUGGAAGGUCUGGAGGCUCUCCGUGACAGCGCUCAUUCAACUCCUAUUCGCUCCUCUGAUCAUAUGGAUGCUUUCUCACCUCAUGCUUCUCAAGAGACAGUGAUCAGCGAUGAAGCCUACACCCCAAGCUGCAGCAUCCUUCCCACUCCUGUCAGUGAGCCUAGCUUGGAGCUGACUAUUGGGCAGCAGAUGAAUGGUGCUUCGUGCAGCCCACAGAAUGAAGAUAGUGAAGUGGCAUCAACCCCUGUCUCUGAUGCAGAGAUUCCUCCUCCAGCACUACCUGGCCUUGAGGGAGCCAGCCCUGUCGAUUCUGAGCCAGAGCAGGCAAAUAAGUUUCUGCAAAGUGUUUUUCGACUGCUGGCAGUUACAUUCUUUCUACUGUUGGCGCUGCUACUACUGCUCGUUAUAUUGGCAGAGUCCGAGCUGGAGUUGGCGUUUUUACGGGACAUUCGGCUUACGCCCGAAUUUCAGCAGUUUCACUAUCAAUACUUCUGUCCCUUACGGCGAUGGGUAUCUUGCAAACUGCACCCUUUUCUGCGCCUCAUUGACUCCUGAGGGCGUAACAAGAAUGCUGUGAGCCCUCUGUGAUCUAGAGGCGUGCUGUCUUCCAGUGUCCUCCCUUUCUCACCCUCUCUUGGCUCACAAGUCCUUGGCUGGAUGCAAGAAAAAUAAUGCUGUGCUGGGGGUUGGGUGGGCUUAUAUGUAUAGUGGCUACUUAGGAAUUCAAACUGUGAUGGGGGCAAAUUAUGCUCCAAAUACAGUGGUUUCCAAACCUCUCCCUCUCCCAACAGUGCAUGAUAUCAAGUUAUUCAUACAGCAUUACAGUGUGGUGAUCAAAAAUGCUCAUUCAUUGGUUGAACCAGCACCUUGGAUACUAUGUUAGGGUAAAGCACUGCAGAAGGCACCUGAGGAUAAGGUUGUUUCCUUUUUUUAUUGGAACACAAACAAAAGGUGCUGCAGGCAGGUUAUUGGUUUGUCAGAUGCAUGUGGCAGUGUUACACAAAAUCCACUGUAGCCUGCGGCAUCCAUCUGAACUGACUAGCAAUCAGCCUGGCAGGAAAGGAGUUACAAGAGUGAUGGGAUGACAGCCCUAACCGAGGAGGAGUUUGGAAACCACAGUCCUGAAACAGUACAAUAUGUGCAUGAGGAAUUCCAUCUGCUCUGGGUUCAUUACAAGCUUCGCCGUUUCAUACAUAUUCAUUUGUUUGCUGCCAGCUCAGCUCCAGGAAAUAUCUAGGCUUGGGCUAUUCCAGCUCAGGUUCAUGUCAGAGAAGGAAAUUGCUACACAAUGCAUCCAGUCAGAAAUAUGGACACACAUUGUAAUGCCUGAAAUGGGAUGUAAAUACCUUUGCUCAGCCAUUGCUCACCCAGGACUACAGCUCCCUGCAUACUUUAUGUGAUUAUAUAGGGUUACAGAAACCUGGGAGCUGUAGUCCUGCAACACCAAGGAUGACAGUUUAAGGCAAUAGAAGUUAAUAAAUUAUUUCCCAAACUCUCCAGGAUAGUGGUCAAGGUUAUAACACAAGAGGGUACUCCAGUGAGAAUUGCCCACUGUGCAUGCCCCCAGCUUCUUGUUUGUUAUUCCUGCAAUCAGAGCUGUAAAGUGGUGCUUCACCUUUAAGUCAACUUUUAGUAUGUUAUAUAACAUAUAUGUCAAACACAAGGCCCGGGGGCCAAAUCCGGCCC
Xenopus tropicalis (tropical clawed frog) is the source of this 2934-nucleotide messenger RNA. It is a transcript of the gene frmd5, whose product is annotated as FERM domain containing 5. Gene Ontology annotation, cellular component: adherens junction. Lineage: Eukaryota; Metazoa; Chordata; Amphibia; Anura; Pipidae. The record is from RefSeq and is a predicted model, not a curated record. Gene Ontology annotation, molecular function: cytoskeletal protein binding. Bases 121 to 1803 code for a protein of 560 amino acids. The transcript has 14 exons.